AUGGCUUCGACUACUCGCGACGCCGCCAAUCAGGAGGCCUACGAACUCUUGCUUCCAUCAGGCCAGGAGGACAUACCCAAGCAGGGCGAUACAAUGGGCAAGGAAGAGCAGAUGCUGAAGCCUGAGGGCCGUCCGGGAGAUGGGUUGGCCAAACUUGCUGGGCUGAUAUCUGCAGCAGUCUUCCUACUUGUUACCUGGUACGCCGAAUUGAGCAACGAUCCAAAGCAGCAUGGGUGGUUCGCCAUACACCCACUACUACAAAGCUUUUCUAUCGCCCUUAUAACAUAUGGGAUUUUGACGCUGCAGCCAACAUCGCAGCCCAAAACUAAAGCUGCUGGGUUCGCGAGACAUCAUCUAGCUAUAUUCUUCAUCGCAUUUCCCUCUGUCACAAUAGGCACGUUUGCCGUGUGGUACAAUAAGCAUCUAAAUGGCCGGGAUCACUUCCUUUCGUGGCACGGGACUCUAGGUAUUACGUGCAUGCUAUGGAUAACAUUCCAAGUUUUACUCGGUGGUGGAAGCGUUUGGUUCGGUGGGAAAGCCUUUGGAGGAGGUAUGAAGGCGAAGCUGCUAUGGAAAUAUCACCGCCUUUCCGGAUACCUGCUGUUUCCUCUGCUCCUCUUCACCGCCCAUCUAGGCGGUGCGCAAUCAGGCUGGGCAACCCGCAACACGUCAAUGGGUCAACGUUUGAUUGCCUAUAUUAUCGCACCAGCGGUCAUCUUGGGCGCCGUAUACGCAAGAAUUCGAUUAUCCAAGAUGAAAUUCUUCUAG
Messenger RNA from Pleurotus ostreatus (oyster mushroom), 768 nucleotides. RefSeq lists its product as uncharacterized. The coding region runs from base 1 to 768 and encodes 255 amino acids. The record is from RefSeq and is a predicted model, not a curated record. The transcript has 7 exons. Gene Ontology annotation, molecular function: transmembrane monodehydroascorbate reductase activity. Lineage: Eukaryota; Fungi; Basidiomycota; Agaricomycetes; Agaricales; Pleurotaceae.